Messenger RNA from Leptonychotes weddellii (Weddell seal), 5110 nucleotides. Lineage: Eukaryota; Metazoa; Chordata; Mammalia; Carnivora; Phocidae. The record is from RefSeq and is a predicted model, not a curated record.
AUGGGGGCACCUCAACUCUUGAUGGAAGAACCUCGGAUUACCUCUGGAGGUCUCAGCCAGAGGAAUAAAACGGGCAAUGAUUACAGGAAAGACGAACACCAGCUGGAACAUGGUGAAGAGCAGCCAAACGCCGCAGAGCGCAUUCAGCAGCGGGCAUGGCAGAAGCCGGAACCAGCUGGGUCAGGAGGUGACACGGGUCUGUUGCUUUCUCUCCAGGACGAGUCGUGUUUCUACAACGGCAAGGCGCACUGGGAGCCGUCCUGGCCGACCGCAGGCGUGGCUGGCUGCUUCGUACCCUUCGCGGUGUGCGUGGUCUCCAAGCUCCCCUAUUACAACGCCCUCAAGGACUGCCUGUCCUGUUUGUUGACUCACCUGAAGCUCUGUAAAGAUUUUGAAGUUGACAAUCACAUAAAAGAUUUUGCUGCAAAACUGUCUUUAAUACCUAGCCCGCCGCCUGGACCGCUUCACUUGAUAUUUAACAUGAAGCCGCUACAGAUCGUGUUUCCCUCCCGUGCGGACCCUGAGAGCCCGCUCAUCGACUUGGACCUUCACCUGCCCUUGCUGUGCUUCAGGCCCGAGAAGGUGCUGCAGAUCCUAACGUGCCUCCUGACGGAGCAGCGGGUCGUGUUCUUCUCCUCCAACUGGGCCCUGCUGCCCCUGGUUGCCGAGUGCUUCCUGGCCUACCUGCACCCCUUGCAGUGGCAGCACACCUUUGUGCCCGUCCUGUCGCACCAGAUGCUGGACUUCGUCAUGGCGCCAACGUCCUUCCUCAUGGGCUGUCACCUCGACCACUUGGAAGAAGUCAGCAAGGAAGCUGAUGGUCUAAUUCUGAUCAAUAUCGAUAACGGGAGCGUCACCUGCUCUAAUGACGAGGACGUCGAUGUCCCGGACGUCCCCCUGCUCGCGGCACAGACCUUCAUUCAGAGGGUCCAGAGCCUCCAGCUGCACUACGAGCUGGACCUCGCACACCUGGGCGCCAGCACGGACCUGAACGAGGGGCGCGCCCGCAGGCGGGCCUGGCAGCAGAAACUCAACUGCCAGGUGCAGCAGGUGGCCCUGCACCUGCUCUUCAGCAUCUUCAGGGAGGUGAAGAACCACCUAAAUUACGAACACAGAGUGUUUAAUAGUGAGGAGUUUCUCAAAACCAGGGCUCCGGGGGACCAGCAGUUUUAUAGACAGGUGUCGGAUACCUACAUGUUUCACUCUUUCCUUAAAGCCCGGCUUAGUGGAAGGAUGGACGCCUUCGCCCAGAUGGACCUCCACCUGCAAUCCGAAGAGGACAGAUUUAACGGGAUGCUGGCAAGUCCAAGAAGACCGACCAUUGAGAAGAUGGCCUCACGGAAAUCCUCACCCCUGCAUGUCACGCACCGGAGGAUGGUGGUCAGCAUGCCCAACCUGCAGGACAUCACCAUUCCCGAGCUGCCGGCCCGGAACUCGUCGCUUCGCAAAGUGGACGCCUCGGAAUGCAGCAGCAGCGGCGUAGUUCUGAGUGUGACCCCGAAGCCGACGUACACGUUCAAGAUCCCGGAGAUCCACUUCCCCCUGGUGGGCCAGUGCGUGCAGGCCUACUACUCCGACUGCGUCGCCCUGCUGAGCAAGGCCAUGAGCCUUCUGGCGCCCGACAGCUCCGUGCUCCUGGCGCGGUACUUCUACCUCCGCGGGGCCGUGCACUUGAUGCACGGGCAGCUGCUGGACGCCCUCCUGGACUUCCAGAGUCUGUACAAAACAGACAUCAGGAUCUUCCCCGCUGAUCUCGUUCGGAGGACGGUGGGGUCCCUGUCGGGCCCCCAGCGCGCCCAGGCCGAGCGGGUGCCCGAGCUGCGGCGGCUCAUCAGCGAGGUGGUGGACAAGCCCGGAGAGGCCCCCAAGCCGGACGACCGCGUGAAGAACUUUGAGCUGCCCAAGAAGCACAUGCAGCUGGACGAUUUCGUGAAGAGGGUUCAGGAGUCGGGCAUCGUGAAGGACACCAGCAUCAUACACCGACUGUUUGAGGCGCUAACCGUAGGACACCAGAAACAGAUUGACCCAGAAACAUUCAAAGAUUUCUACAACUGCUGGAAGGAGGCAGAAGCAGAGGCCCAGGAGGUCAGUCUGCCUUUGUCGGUGAUGGAGCAUCUGGAUAAGAACGAGUGUGUUUAUAAGCUGUCGAGCUCCGUCAAAACGAAUCGCGGCGUGGGCAAGAUCGCCAUGACCCAGAAGCGCCUGUUCCUCCUGACGGAAGGGAGACCAGGCUACGUGGAGAUUUCCACCUUCAGGAACAUAGAGGAAGUGAGAAGUACCACUGUAGCGUUUCUGCUUCUGAGAAUACCCACUUUAAAAAUUAAAAUGGCAUCCAAGAAAGAAGUGUUUGAAGCUAAUCUGAAGACGGAGUGUGACCUGUGGCACCUGAUGGUGAAGGAGAUGUGGGCCGGGAAGAAGCUGGCUGACGACCACAAGGACCCUCAGUACGUCCAGCAGGCGCUGACGCACGUCUUGCUGAUGGACGCCGUGGUCGGCACGCUGCAGUCGUCUGGUGCCGUCUACGCCGCUUCCAAGCUGUCUUACUUCGAUAAGAUGAAGAGCGAAAUGCCCUCGACGGUUCCAAAGACAACCUCGGAAACCCUGAAGCACAAGAUAAAUCCUUCAGCGGGAGAGACUUUCCCACACGCCGUGGACGUGUUGUUGUACACGCCAGGUGAGGCAAGCGGCUUGCUUAUUGCUGCUCUUUUCAACACUCUGGGGACACGGGGUUUGUGUUUGAGGUCACCAUCGGUUAAGCGUCUGCCUUCGGGCAGAUGUGCCCGGGGCUCACCGAACGGCCCGCGUGUCCCCCGGAGCAGAGGCGUGGUGUGGGCCGUGAGCUGUAGGGUAGGACUGCGGUGGCUGACGAGCCGUGACUGUUGGCGGUUUCCCCCCGGCCUGCGUCAGAACUGCAUGGUGAUGGCGGAGCAGAACCAGGUGUGGGUCGGCUCCGAGGACUCGGUCAUCUACAUCAUCAACAUCCACAGCAUGUCCUGCAACAAGCAGCUCACCGACCACCGCUCCAGUGUCACGGACCUGGUUGUGCAGAAGGGGAAGCCCAGCAAGGUGUAUUCGUGCAGCAGGGACGGGACCAUCCUGGCGUGGAACGUGAGCACCCUGCGAGUGACCAGCAGGUUCCAGCUGCCGGGCGGCAGGCUCUCGUCCAUCAGCCUGCAUGACGGCUGCCUGUGGUGCUGCACCGGGAACAGGAUUGUGGUUGUCACGUCAAGCGGACUGCUUUGUCAAGAACUGAAGAUCAGCGAGAACGUUGGGGACAUCGGCAUGUCCUUCCUCAGUCUCCAACUCCUCCCCGAGCAGGAGCAGCUCUGGGCGGCGUGUGCCGGAUUCAACAGCAUCUACGUCUGGAGCCUGAAGGACCUGACCCGGCGCCCUCAGGCGGUUCACCUUCAGGACUGCUCCGAGGUCAGCUGCAUGAUCACGGUGAAGAAGCAGAUCUGGGUAGGCGGCACAGGUCUGUCACAGGGGAAGUCCAAAGGGAAGAUCUACGUCAUCGACGCCGAGAGGAGGACGGUGGAAAAGGAGCUGGUGGCCCACAUGGACACGGUGAAGACCCUGUGCUCGGCAGAGGACAGAUACGUGCUGAGCGGGUCAGGCAGCGGGGAGGGGAAGAUCGCCAUCUGGAAAGUUGAGUAAACGUGGGUGAACAUGCUGAAAAGGUCUGUGUUCUGCCCCCCUACCGGUGCCCCCGGGAGAAGGUGGGGUGGGGAGCCAGUCCGGGCCCCCAGCGGGGGCAGGCAGUGUGUCGGACUUUCCUGAUUGAACCGUACCAACAGCCUUUCAGGUUGGGGUGCUUCUCAGGCAGGCAGCUGGAUCAACUUGCUAAUUGGCUCUGCUGUGAAGUUACCCUGUGUGUUGUCUAGAAAGUUCCAGAACCCACGACUAGGGGCCAGCAUCAGAGCCAGAGGGAAGCGAUGUAGCCAAAUCACGUAUGACCGGCAGACCUCAAGUCUCUGGUUUGCAUUUCCUCUACUUCACUCAUUCAAAUAUACAGUAAGCACCAGUUUGCAGGAGACCUACAGCCUUAGGCUGACCUCGUUUCCAGCAGUUUAUGAGAGGAGGUGUUCUUUAAAUGACAGCUUUGUGGUUGAAGAGAUUUGUGCCUGCCCCUUGCUGCGCCCGCUCAGAGCAGGUGACCGAGGAGGGGACAGGGAGGGGACAGCACUGUACUCAGGGUGUCUGGACAGGGGCUGGGCCAGCUGAGGCAAGCUCUGUGUUUCUUUCCUUUAACUAAUGCCAAGUUUUUAUAAUGAAGAAACCUAGAGAGACUUUGCUGCCAAAGAUCACAGAGGAAGAGUUCCACCUAAAAUAGCCCUAUAUAAUCGAGUUUUCUAGUGAAGUUGCUGCCACUCACAGUCCCGUACCUUUCAACCGUCUGCUUCUUGUGUGAGUAUCAUCUCUGUCUCUGUAGAUGGUGCUGUAUUAUUUAACGGAAGAUGAUCUUAUUAGCUAUAAAUAAGUAUUUGCAAAAACAACCUCUUACCUGUUUUUACUGUAAUAUUGAGAUGUCCCUCCCUCGGUGUCCAGCAAGGAAGGUUUUGACGUGGUUACUGGAUGUGGAGGGAGCGUCCCCCUGAUGGCACCGUCUGAGGGCCUGUGGCCUCUCCCCCGAUGGACCCACCAUGAGCUCAGCCGCAGAUGGGGCUGCUAGACCCUUUGCCCUGGGCUUGUGGAACUCAGACGCCGCGCCGGACCUCACUCACCCUGAGAGGUCACAGACGGUGUUCAUCAGGCCCCCAGGACAGGGCCGAGCUCAGUAGCGUCCAGAACCUCCAGAUGAAAGCUUUGACCAGGCCUUGCGUUUGUCUGCAGGACCUAAGCGUUUUGCAGGGUCCAGAUGAUGGACCCGAUUUUGGGGUGUUCUGGGAAUGUGGUGCAGAGAACAGCUAGGUGGCCUUAGGCCCCCGCGACUGUGCUUAAGAAGAGGGUGUGCUCCUGACUUCUAGAAGGAAACAAAGGUUGAAUUCUCCUUUUGUAAACACAUGAAAAAUUAGUCAAAUCCUGUCAGAAAUACUCAUAAAUUAUUUCAUGUCAAUCCACACAUAACCAGGUAUUUUCACCUUGUCAAUAAUAAAUUCCUUUGUUUAUUAAA